UGGCCGGUUCGGGCGGAAGUCGGGAGGGUCGGUGGUCCGAAGAAGCUGGCUUGUGACAGGGCGGGGUAGAAGGAAGGCCUACAUAAAGGUUGCCUCUCCAUCCCUUCGCUCCCGGGGACCCUCGGAAAAAACCCAACACCCCGGUCCCGCGGCUAGCCCCUUCCCCCAGGCUCUCUCCGCUCGAUUUCGCCACCGUUAUGUGGGAAGCGAAUCCGCAGCCAAUCAACUUUAAAACAUGAAGGAAAAAUCCAGAAAAUAAUCGUAAAGCAUUCCUUGGAGAAGUUUCCAAACAUGAAUAAAAAUUAACAAGCCCCCUUCAUUGAGCUCAGGAGAUGUUUCACAAAGCAGAAGAAUUUUUACCCAGAACAGCAAAUAGUGAGAUGGAUGAGAUGGACACGUCAGACACCCAGUGGGGCUGGUUUUACUUGGCGGAGUGCGGGAAGUGGCACAUGUUUCAGCCGGACACCAACAUUCAGUGUACAGUUAGCAGUGAAGAUAUCGAAAAAAGCUUCAAAACAAACCCUUGUGGCGCCAUUUCUUUUACUACUUCCAAAUUCAGCUACAAGAUAGACUUUGCAGAAAUGAAGCAAAUGAAUCUCAUCACUGGAAAACAGCGCUUAAUAAAAAGAGCCCCCUUUUCUAUCAGUGCUUUCAGUUAUAUCUGUGAAAACGAGGCUAUCCCCAUGCCCCCGCACUGGGAGAACGUGAACACUGACGUGCCCUAUCAGCUUAUUCCUUUGCACAAUCAAACACAUGAGUAUAAUGAAGUUGCUAGUCUCUUUGGGAAAACAAUGGAUCGCCACAGAAUUAAAAGAAUUCAGAGAAUUCAAAAUCUGGACUUGUGGGAGUUCUUCUGCAGGAAAAAGGCUCAGCUCAAGAAAAAACGAGGCGUGCCUCAGAUUAAUGAACAGAUGCUCUUUCAUGGUACCAGCAGUGAAUUUGUGGAAGCAAUUUGCAUUCAUAACUUCGAUUGGAGAAUAAAUGGUAUACAUGGUGCUGUCUUUGGGAAAGGAACCUAUUUUGCUAGAGAUGCUGCUUACUCCAGUCGCUUCUGCAAAGAUGACAUAAAGCACGGAAACACAUUCCAAAUUCAUGGCGUCAGCCUGCAACAGCGGCAUCUGUUCAGAACGUAUAAAUCUAUGUUUCUUGCUCGAGUGCUAAUUGGGGAUUACAUAAACGGAGACUCCAAAUACAUGCGGCCUCCUUCCAAAGACGGGAGCUAUGUGAAUUUAUACGACAGCUGUGUGGAUGAUACCUGGAACCCAAAGAUCUUUGUGGUGUUUGACGCCAACCAGAUCUACCCUGAGUACUUGAUAGAUUUUUAUUGAUUUCACUUCCAAAUCUCAGUGGUCAAGGAAGUUCUAGUCUGUUUUGCAGGAAGAUUUGCUCUCCUGUCAUCUAGCCACUAAGUGUUCACUAUCUGAUACUUUUGAAACAGAUAUGGAAAAAAGUGGCGUCCAUAUAAAAAGGCAUACUGACUUGAAGGUUGGUUUUUUUGUUGUUCUGUUUUUGUCCGUUGCUCGUAGUCUUGUCUGUUAAAGAUUGAUAACCAUUGCCAUUUUAACACAGAGGUGAAAGAUAGCACUCAAAACUGAAUCAGCUGGGUCUCAAUUAACAUAAUCAUUCAGAGUCUGUAAAGUUUACAUAUGUGUUCUAUUUAUUCAUAUAUAUGUUGAGAAAAUAAAAAAAAAAAAACAGACAUAACUGUGUCCCUUCAGAAGAAUUGAUCCUUUGUAAGUUGAAUUCUGAGAGUAUUGUCCACCAAUCAGUAUGUUGCCUUUGUUGGUCUUCUGAAGUGGGAAUUUUAUUUUUUUUUAAUGUUUAUUUAUUCUUUGAGAGAGAGAAAGGGGGAGAGAGAGAGAGAGAGAGAGAGAGAGAGAGGGCAUGAGCAGGGGAGGGGCAGAUAGAGGGAGACACAGAAUCUGAAGCAGGCUCCAGGCUCUGAGCUAUCAUCACAGAGCCCAACGCGGGGCUUGAACUCAUGAACCACAAGAUUAUGACCUGAGCCAAAGUCGGACACUUAACCGACUGAGCCACCCAGGCGCCCCCUGAAGUGGGAAUUUUAAACCCUGAAGCAGUCUGAGUACCUUGAGAGAACUCAGAAAUAAAGCCAUUAUUUACAGUGCUGCCAGACCAGCCAGAGGGAGAAAGUCAAGGUAGAGUGUCCUGCUUCUGAUUGCGUCUAGAGGGCAGGCUGCCGUCUCAUUCUCUUGUCCCCACGUUGACAACUGCAGAGGGCAGUUAGCCCACAAUUCAUCCACCGGGGCUCUUGAACUCUGGUUGUAGGACUUGCUGCACACAGUGUUCAUUGCACCUUCAAAGUGAAAUCCCUUUGUUUUGAGUAGCAAAAUGACAAUCUGCGAGCUCUUGAACAGUUCAAUACAAUUUAUAAUCAUGCCUAAUACAACUUUGUGUACCUGUUUCAUCUAUUUUGCUAUUAUUCUAUUCUGAAGAAGAAUAGGCAAUGUUGGAACAGCUUCCCGCCCCUAUAGAUAUUCUGGCAGAGACAACACCUUGGCAGAAAUGUCAUACCAGAGUUCAGGUAUCAGAUGGGGGAAUCGGCCAGAUGAUUGCUGUUUCCCAACCUUGAUUGUCCAUGGUUCUUCCUGAAAAAAAGAAUACACUUGUAUCAAGCCUGGCCAGAAAACCAUUUCCUAACUCAGUAUAAUAAUGAAUUCUCUUCCCAUUAUCCUCAUUCAGUUUUGGCCGAGAGGUUGUGAACAUAACUUAACUUCUCAGGAAAAAGCCAGUAAGUGCCCAGGCCUGUGUGCCUUGUUUCAAUCAUUUGAAUUGGGAAGAUAUCUAGAAAUAAUAAAAAUAAAGAGAAUGGAGCAAGAUUAGGCAUGGUAAUUCUUUAACUGACAUAAACCCCCAGAUUUAUUGUAGCCCAGAGGACAUGUAACUGGGCAAUUCAGAGUAAGUAGUACACAGGAAACUGUUACAUAUGACACUCUGAAACCAAGCAGCAACAAAGACUUCCUGACCCAGCUGCACACCCUAGCAGCCAGCUCCCAUGAAACGCUGUGAGUAUUUAGGAAGAGCCCAUUUUAGAAACACACAGAGGUUAUUAUGGAAAUAAUUGGAGGAAAAGUCCCUAGACAACCUUGUGAGAGGCUCUAGACUCAUUCACCAGAAAACAACUAGAGACACCAGGAAUUCCGAUUUUGAAAAUCUUUUUGUUCCAUGUAUUUGUUAUUUACACACACACAAAAUGCUAUGUGUGCAUUCACUUCAACAUGGAUGUCUUGUUUUCAGUUUAACACGAUUGCCCUUCCCAUCACUCGAAAGGAAUAAGUGUUGUAGCAUUUGGGGGUUCUUCUUGUGCAGACCUUAUCUGAAGGUGUGACCGAGAGCCCUAACUUGAGGUUUGCAAGGCAGACUGUCUGAACUCUGAACUUCCCUAGCUGGCUCACAUGUAGUAAGUAUCGCAACAUUGUAAGAGAGGAUUCUUUUCCUCUCGUCUGACAAUGUAGUCCAACUCUCCUUUUAUAAGAAAGAGCUGAUUUUGAUAAAUUUUUUCAGUGUGAUAGUGUAGCAUUAAUUGAUGUUAAAAUUCUGUUUUGGUCAAUAGAUUGAGUUGAGGAAUCGUAAUUAGUAUAUAAACAGACUGGACACAACCAUCUGCCACCUUUUCCUCUUGUCCUCACAUAGUAUGUGUGGAGAGAGUAAAGAGAACCUAUUCCAGAUUAAUGAAUAAAUGACUUUUAAAAGUCUAUGUUGAGUAAAUUCCAGCUGAUCGCGACUUUUCUUUUUCUCUUUGGUGACAUCAGUCUCAGGGUAAAAAAAAAUGUGUUUAUGAGAAACAGUUUCAAAAUCUUGUGGUUAUGAACAGGAAGGCUUUUUUUUUUUUAUUUAAUUAGUGCAACUUUCAUUUCUAGACUGUUACGGUGAUGAUAAAGCAUUUGGAGCCAUUUUUGAUAUGUGAAUGUAUUGUUUUUACAUGUGGUGAUUAAAGCUUUCCAUAGCAGGGCCCGGUUGUCUGUGUAUGCCAUAUAUUUGUUUCUAUGAUUUCUGCGUCUCAUCUCCACCUUGCAUUAUUUAAGCCUACAUUUGUAGCUCAAACUCAACCCUCAAGAAGUUUGUUACCUCUAACCCUUAUGUAACGCACUUACGGAUGGGACAAGUCUCUUGUUCUUGGUUUAAGUCAUCAUGAGCAAUAGCUAAUCAAAUAAUCUGGGAAAAUCAUUUACUCUGCUAUUGAAAAUUCCAAAAGCAGUCAAGGCCAAGUGCCUACAGACAGCGUCCUUUACUCUCAGGGUGCUCCCCUGCCUCAGAGGAGCCAUUCUGGAGGGUGAGUCUACAUUCACCUGAGGCACAUGCCUCCUGCAAUUCACCUAAUCUCCAACCACAGUAAGUUGUGAAGUGUGUGUGUGUCCACAGUAAGUUGUGAAGCAAGUUAGACAUUUCAUUUCAAGCUUAUGUUGGCAAAAAGAAAAAAAAAGAAAAGAAAAAAAGAAAAGAAAAGGAGAAAAAAGGAAAAGAAAAAGGAAAAAGGGGGGAGCUAUCCAAAGCUGCCUUAAUAUUAGAGGAAUGAUCAAGGCUACUUGUGCAAACAAAUCAGGUUUUCUGUUCACUAAAAUCAUGUCGCAGUCUGUGUAAAUGUUGGCCUACUGUCAAGGCUCAGUGUGAUAAAAAUGCAACUUCGAUGAUGUAGAAAUGUGACAUCUUUCCAAGUUUUGUUCCUAGGCCAUCCGGGAUGUGGGGUCGCCUCCCAGGUCACCAGGAGUAGCACUGGGAACGGUCUGUCAGCGGCCCUGGUUACACAGUAGCCUCACGCUGUCCGUUCUCCUUGGAGAAGGAUAUUCUGUUUGCUUUUAGAUAAACGAAUUUUGUUUAAAACCAAGAGUCUAUUUCUAGAUGAAAUUACACAUUCUGUACUUGUAAAGAGGAAAAAUAAAAGGGAAUGGAAAAUAGCCAGGAAAGGAAAAGCAAACAAAGCCUUGUCAAAUAUUAGUUUUCAUUAGGAACUUGAGCAAAAGGAUUGUACUUAUUUUUACCCCUUUGCACUAUAUGCAGGAAGAGGUUUGGUGAAACGAGCCGCCCUGCCUCGUUUCCUAGGAAUAAUUUUACAACAUCGCUUGGGGCAGCACUGGUGGAAGAAAUCAACAUUUCCAAGAAGCAUGAAGAGCACCAUUAUUUGGGGGCUGCCUGGGUUUUGUGAGUAAUACGUGCAGAAGUGAGCCCUACAUAUCCAGGAAGAUGUUCUGAGUUCAUCCAUUCAGCUUUACUUUUUUGCAGACUGGCUCACUUCUCCCAUUCCAGAGACUGCAGGCUAGAAGGUGGCAGAGAGCAUUUGCAGUCUCUUUCCUCUGCCCGCUUCCCAGGCUGAACCGCGCCUCGCGCCUGACCCAUCCCAGGUAAAAAGGUGUCUUGGUUAUUCCGAACCCUGAGACAGUAAAUUCCCUGCUGUUACGGAAUUAAGUCUCCUGCUGUAAAAUUAUGUAAUCCAUUUUCUCAGCUCUAAUUGCUUGGCUUUCAUUCUUCAGCACUGCAGGCUGAGAACUUGGCUUUUAUUUGAACUUUCUCACUGUGUGGCGAUGUAGCUACGAAUUUAACAUUGAUCUUACUCAUUUUCAAGUGGCUUCUCAUGAGAUUGGAACAUAGAACAAUGCCAGGGACACUUAUGUUUCCUGCAGCUUUUUAGCCUUGCUGUAUCCUCUACCAAGAGGUUAUACAGUAAACUGAUUCUGACCGACUCCGGCUUAUGCUGACUCCACUGUGGACAAGCCAGUUUAGGAGAAUCACAAUCGAGGAUUUCAUUCAAAUCAGUUUUGCAAUAUUAAUUCUAAGUCCAGAUUGUAAUUCUUGUGUUUCCGUGUUCCUUUUUAAAAAAAUACCUUUUCCUGAAGGGCUCAUUUUGCUUUAAUGUCUCCUGGAUAGCAGGUGGAAGCUGCAGGCAUUACAAGUUCACCUUUGAUUAACACUCUUAGAGAAUCAGUGUUCAAGCCCAGCUCCUCCUCUUUAUUCCUUUAAGAAGGAGAUCAAGCACCAUCUUGGGAGUUGCUGAUCCAAGUUUUAUUUCUAGCUUUGAUGUUUCACUCAGCGUGACCUUGGAUAAAUCAGCAGAGGGGAAGGUUCACUUUUCAGAAGGUGAAGUUUCUGAAAGACUCUUGUUAAAAGUAAAAGGGCCUGACAGAGCGUGGCUAGAUUUCUCUAGGCAGCAUCUGACCUGACUGAAGAUGGUUUUUGAGUUUGGGUCAAGAAAGUCCAGCAGUGGGGAUCGCGAUGCAUUAUGAAGCAAGAGUACAGAAUAGGAAGGGAAGUUUCUCCCUGACCCUCUACUGCCAGUCAGCCCCUCCUCGACUCAGAGGUCCUGCGGUGUGCCAGGCGGUUGACAAGUUGUGCACCGCCUCUGCUCUGGGGGAACUCCACGCCUAGCGGGGGGGCAUACGCUGAACUGUAACAAGAGCGAUGGGCUUAACUGAAGGGGAGCUUCAGGCCACUGUGAAAGCCUGCCACAAAGGGACCUAACCUCUCCUAGAGAAUUAGAGAAGGCUUCCCUAAGAAGUGACAUUUGAAUGUGGAGACCUGAGAGAUGAGUGGGUGUUAAUUAGGUGAAGGAUUGAUUUUAGUCCCUCCGGCAACACCCAGUGGUGGGUGCCACAUCAGGCUUUCGGGAGAUGAGAAGAGCAAGGUAUGGGUAGAAGGCAGGUUGUAGCGUUUUUAUCAUUAACAUUAAGGUGACAGAAUCAAAGCCACUUUAAGAGCCAGAAUUAUUGCCCAGCUGCAGCUGGCCCUGGGGAUAGCCUCAGGGGAAUCAGAACCCCCACUGAGGGUCCGUGGAGACAAGAGCAGGGAUGGUGUAGAUCUUUAUAUAACAUGCUAGCACAGUCAAGAUGCUUAUUAGGUAGGCUUGCUUAUUCUUGCCCCCAUGCCUUUGCUCAUGCUUUGCUGCUUCCCCCCCAGAACCCACACUUGCAUACCUCCCUUCUCCCUCCAGAGUCCCAUGUCUCUGACGCAUGGGCCCUGGAGUCAGGUGACCAGGUUGAACACUGGCUCCACCACUUACCAGCUCUCUGACCCUGGAGAGGUUUCUCAAUCUCUCUGUGUUUCAGUUUCCUCAUCUAUAAAUUGAGAUAACAGUAAUGCCUACCUUAUGUGAUGAUGAUGAUAAUAAUAACAAUAAUAAUAAUGCCUGUGGAAUGCUUUGAUAAUGCCUGGCAGCUUCAGCAAAUGUUUGUGGGUAUUGGUCUAUAAGACCCUUCCUCUUUUAGGAAGUGUUCUGUAGCUAAUUCAACCCUCCCAGAUCUGGGAUUCUUACAGGUUUCAUAUUACACUUGGAGUUACGGGCAUACUUUUUCUUUCUUUCUUGGCAUUUACUUGGUCAAUGGCCUUCACCCAAAGACCACCAGAAGCAGUCCUGUAGUUAAACAAGUUGGGUUGUAGUGAAGGGGAACAUAGACCAUGAGGAAACAUGGAGUGUCCCAGUGAGAGGGUGUUAGAACUUAUAGGAUUUGAACUUUGGUUAGUUAAUUUGGGGAAGCAUCUAAGGAAGUGGGGUUUUGCCCUAGAUUGGACCCUGUCAGACAGCAGGGUGAAUCUUUGAUUGGGUAUCUCACUAAACCAUACGUGUCUGGCUGGGUAGACUAGGCAGGGAAUAAGCUAUAAUCUGUAAAGCAGUAGCAAUUUCUCAUUUUGGCUGAAAGACAGGAUGUUUGGUAUUCUGCAGGUGGCACAGUGACCUAAUUUUUGUGUGUGCUUGGACUGAAUUAUGAAGUAGCCUUGCUUUGUCUCAUUUUGUCAUCAACUCCAAUAACCUUGUCUGGGGUUUGAAUUCUGGAAGAUAGUUUAGGCUGUAAAGGAAAAUAACAUGACUUAGCACGAGUACCAGGCCAGUUUCCAAAUGUCAGCGGCUGAUCUUUUUUUUCCUUCUCAACUUGUUAAAUAACUGUUUUGUUUGGGUUAGUUUUAUUCCUUCGGGGGAAGUUAUAUAUUCAUUCAUUCAACAAGCAUAGGGCACCAUGGUAAAAACCCUGCUUUCAAGGAGCUCCAAGUCUACAUGAGAGAAGAUUUAAAGACUGUCUGCUUCAGUCAGUCAUUUGGAUGGUUUUGAUGGUAUAAACGCCUCCUUCAGCUUUCCUAUUAAAGUUCUCCGGCCUUUGUCUGGAUACAGUACCAGUAAGCACCCGCUCCCAUGAGACAAUAUUAAAAGUUUAAGGCCAAGCGUGAGAAAAUCUUAUCUUGACCUGUAACCCCCUCCCUGUGUCUUCCACCACUUGGAUCCACGUCUCCCAUUAAAGGCACACAGAACAAGUUUUCUGCAUGUUCCCUGUAGCCCAUCUACAGAGUCAACAACACAUGAGGGGUGUAAGCAAACUCUGGAUUCUUAAUCUCAGUGCUGUACUGAAAGACUACUCAUAUUUUUCUCAAAAGAAUAUUCUCAUUCAACAAAUAAUUUAAUGCGGUUGUGUUUUCUGAAUGGCUUUGCUAUUAACAUAGGCCUGUACUGCGUGGCUGGAGAACAGAGACUAUGUCACUGGGGGUUCCUAGGCAGGUGGAUGACAUUGCGAUGAGAGCUACAUACACUAGAUGGCAGCACCUUCCUUCAGAACUGGCAGCAAGAUCUGGGCACCUUCCUAUCCCUGUGUAUUACAGAGCAGGGUGAAGAGACCCUCCAGAAACCAUCUCUUCCUUUCCUCUGCCACCAGGUGGGACAGCCCCUUCUCAGGUCCACCUGGUUAUGCCUUUGUCCCAUUUGUAGAAAUUGCUAGGAAAAGGGGGGCCCUUUCUCAAUAGUGACCUCUUCUAAUAUUUUAGAGUCUUGCCUAUUUGAAAGUUCUUCCAACCCUUCACAUGCUAUCAUUUCAUCUUAUUUUAUUUCCUUUUUUCAUAUGAAAUUUUAUAUAGUCCAGAAAAUAAUUAUUGGGUACUUUCUGAGUCCAUAAACACAAAGAUAGUUACUCUUCAAACCUUACCUCUUUAGGCAUAAAAUGAAAUGAAAUGAAAUGAUAAAAUUAAAAUAAAAUGAAAUAAUAAAAUAAAGUCUCUUGUUCUCUAACUUCUUUCUGGCCUCACCCUACAGCUCUUUAUGUACCUGUGGUUCUAUCUCCUGGGUAUAUAUGCUCUAUAUCAUUUGCAAGUUAUGGAGCCCCAAAGUUUCACCAUCCUCCUUCAAACAGACAAGAUACUGUUUCUUACAAUUGUAAAGCUAACUCCUCAGAAAGCAAUACGUAUAUUCUUUACUCUUCAUGUGUGCCAGAAAAGAGAGGCCAUAAACUUGGCUUAAAAUUGGAAUCUAUGACACACCAAUACACAUUUCCGAAAUACCUCUCUCAAACUCUGAUGAGUUGAACUUGGUGCGCUACAAUUUUUUUAAAGGUAUAAUUGCAUACAAUUCAAGUGUGCUUGGGCGGGUGGGGGGGUCAGGUAAUAAUAAUUCACCACUGUGGAGGACAGAACAAAGGGAUUCCCUGAGGUCAUGUUUCAGUGCCUGAGCCGGCAUAGACCCCAAUCACAGGCAUUGUGCUUACCAGUCCAGGGAUCCUUUAGCAUAACUUUGUUUAAUGAGACUAUAUUUGCCUGAUCUUAGCACAGACUGAUCACCUUAAAAAAAAAAAAAAAAAAAAAAAAAAAGGUCUAUUUUAAGAUGAACAUUUUGAAAAUAUAUGUCAUAUGUUUAGCAUUUUGUAUUUGGAAAACAAUGUGCUAUAAUGAAAAAAACACAGGUUUUAGAGUCAGACCAUCCUAUGUUAGAGACCCAGCUUUGCUACUUUAUAGCCAUUGUAGCCUUGGAGAAGUUGCUGGUCUCCUCUGAGCAACUGUCUCAGAGUUACUGAGUUACUCAGAGUUGCUGUUUCCUUGUCUUUCCUCUUUGUCUUUCUGUGAUGUUGGGAGAAUUACCUGAGACUGUGUGAGUAUGAAAAGCACUUAGCACUGGCAUGUGCUAGUUGCUCAACAGUGAGAUACAAUUUUAUUACAAGUUGAGUUGUUCCAAGAAGAGGGUAUCUGUAAGGCAAUGGUGGAAGGGCCAGAAGGUGUGGGAGAAGUCAUUCUGUAGUGCUGCAGAGCUCAACACAGUCCUUCACCUCUCAAAAGCGUAAGAAACAUGGAAUGCAGGAAAGAAAAGGCAAGGCACAGAAAGUCCAAGCGAUGUAAAUAAGAAGAUAUCUAUGAUUUAGAUUCCUUCCCCUGCUUCUGUCCCCUGGCUUCCAGACAGAUCUGUGUCUUGUCCAUUCCAGACAGCUCUAGUGGGCUGGGAACAAAGCAACAUUGUGGGUAAGGAUAGUAGGACUUUGGAUAUCCCUGCCAGCCUGAGAACCUGCUGUUGAGAAUGCUUCAUACCCAACAAUAGCAACAAUAGAACCUAAUGCUUUGGCUUCAUUCUAGAUUAUCAUAGACUGCAGUUAAGUAACCUACCAUCAUUGACUUGAAUCCAGUCUUGGCUCUUCCAUCAACUUGGCUAGUCACUUCCUCCUCCUAGGCCUCGGUCCCACAUCUAUAAAAUGAGGAAGUGGUCUGAAGGCCCCUUCUAGCUCCUGUCUUCUGUGAUACACAGCUUUUACUCUCUCAAAGCUGCCAACAACAAAAACAUCAAUUCUGCAAAGCAAUUUAUGUUCACUGUUCUCCCACUUGGAGUCAGAAUUGGACCAGAAAAUGGAAGGUAGAAAGAAAACUAAGCAAUAAGCAAAAUAUACUAAAAUAAAGGUAAAGUAGCAAAGACUGAGGGUACUUUAAUUUUUUAAUAUAUUUAUUUAUUUAGAGAAAGAGAAUGCACAAGUGGGGAAGGGGAGAGAGAGGGAAAGAGAGAAUCCCAAGCAGGCUCCACACUGUCAGUGUAGAGCCCAAUGUGGGGCCCAAUUUCCAGAACCAUGAGCUCCCGACCUGAGCCAAAAUCAAGAGUCAGAUGCUUAACUGACUGAGCCACCCAGGUGCCCCUGUAGCAUAGCCAGAGGUGUUUUACAGAAAGUUGACCCUCUUGCCAGGUGACCUUGGAGAGUCCAUUGUAUUCUAAUAAGAGGAAUGAUACCACGGGAGGCCAUGAGAUCUAGUUUAUUUCAGCUGUUCCCCCUGCUGUCACACAGGUUAGAUGACAUUCACAGGCAUGAAACACCCUCACAGGUAAUCUAGAUUUUGAAGAAUGCCCCCAUGUGUCUGGGGGCAAUGAGGCAUAAGUUGUAACUACACAACUCUGGGUGCUAAAUGGUUACCAACAGCAGCUAGCUGAACUUCAUGUCUUCACCUCCUCUGUGGGAAAGCACAUUGCAAAGGGAUGGGAUGAGAAUGAUCUUGAAUAAACUCUAAGGACAUAGCCAAAAUGAUACCAUUCAAAAAUAAAGGCUCUGUUUUAGUAAUACAAUUCACUUGUUACAAACCUCACAAUGGGCUUGGGAUCUUUGCUGUUGAAAUCUAUUCAUCUAGGGGGAGAAUUCAUAACCAAACAACAGGUAUGUGAACUAUUCAGCAUGUACCUCCACAGGUACAAUGUUCAUUUACCUGCCGGUGGUGCGGUAUAUACUCUGGAACCCAGGGAAGGUAAAAUCUAUAUACAGUUUGGGCUAAUAGGACAGUCAAAAGGCUUCAAAAAUGUAUGACCUACACUCAGUGUAUGCCUGGGUGGUGGGUAUUGCAAUAACAUUUGGCAAAUUUGAAUGCAGUAUUUUGGGUGGAAAUAAUGAAACCAAAUGAACCUACUCAUAAUCCUUUAGUUACAUCUCAUUACCAAAACUGGUUCUUAGUUUUGGUAAUAUGUGGUUUCAGUUAAUAAAACUACCAAAUGAAUUCUAUAAAUUAGAAAAUGCUAAUUGUUGCUUUAGUCAUUCCACAUUUAUUGACCAUCUACUGUGUGCCAUUUGAUAGCCAUCCACAUACCAGGUCCUUUACUAGGACUGACUUCAAAGAUGAGCAAUGUAGAGGCACCUGGGUGGCUUAGUCGGUUAAGUGUCCAACUUCAGCUCAGGUCAUCGUCUCACAGUUCGUGAGUUUGAGCCCGUGUCAGUCUCUGUGCUGACAGCUCAGAGCCUGGAGCCUACUUCAGAUUCUGUGUCUCUCUCUCUCUCUGCCCCUCCCCUGCUGAUGCUCUGUCUCUUUCUCAAAAAUAAAUAAACAUUAAAAAAACAAAGAUGAACAAUGUACUUGCUUUCCAAGGGCUCUUGGCCUAGUGAGGAGACAAAUAUGUAAACAAAUAAAUGAUGAUUCCAUGUAAUAAGUGCUUGUCAGAGAUAUGAAUUAAUGUGUCAUGGGAAAUACAAGAUGUUCCUGGAGAGUAGAAUAAGGCUUAACCUAAGGGCAGGGCAAUACAAUACCUAAAUCUCAGAGGGAAAUACCAGGUGACAAAAGUGAGAAAGGCCAAUCCAGUGCAGGCAAAGAGAUGAGCACAUGCAAAUGUGUGUGUCUGAGGAAGAGUAAGCGGGGGUGGUGGUGCUGUGUGGUUGUGUGGUGAAAGCAGAGGGCAGGAGUGGAAGGAGAUCAGGCUGAAAAUACAGGUUGGGGAGGGAUUUGCUUUCCCAGCUGAGGGGUGUGGGCUUUGAGGAAUUGACCAAAGGUUUUAAGAAGCUGAGGGACAGUUUGCAAGACUGGCUGAGUAGAGAUGUCAUGGGUAGGGGGGGGAAGCAUUGCUGGAGACUGUGUGAUUGCAUCAAUGUUUUGUCUGCCUGACACUGUGCCGAUUUCCUGGGAAGAGCAGAACUGCUUGCUCUCCCCUAGCCCGUGUGAAUACGUGAACCUAAUGAGAGCUUUAGGUUCCUUAAGAACCCCAUUUCCUUAGCUAUAAUGAUUGUUCUAGGGGCUGGAUGCCACAUGCAAGCUGGUCCAAUCAUACCGUCUUGUUCUGUUCACCCUUUUCCAAGUGUUUGGUCAAUGUGUGGGCAUGUGACCCAGAGACCUUCCUUGAUAAUUCUGCAUUUUGAAUUGGCAGUAAGGGAAAGAAUCUUUCUUUUCUGAUGAUGAAUCUGUGAAGUUGCAAAUGUAGAGAUGCCAGUGGUUAUGUAUCAUAUGUGGAAGAAAUUGGUGUUUAUAGUAGAGCAAAAUGGAAACUAACACAUGGAGAGAAGCAGGUAUGAAAGACAGAAGGGAAGUGAGUUCUGGUGGCCUUUCAGUCUCUAGCUCCAGGCAUCCAUGAGGCUAGUUUAAUUCCUGCCUAUCCUGCAGUUUGGUCAACAUGAGCCAAUCAAUUACCCUUUUUGCCUAAGGUCGUUACUGUUGGAUUUCUGACAUUUGCAACCAAGAGUACUAAUUAAUGAAAACAGGAAAAUACAUCUUGAUCUUGAUACAUUACAGUUUAAAAGGCUCUUCUUCAAGCCCAAUGUCCAUCAACUGAUGAAUGGAUAAAGAAGAUGUGGUAUAUCUAUAUAAUGGAAUACUACUCAGAAAUGAAAAAGAAUGAAAUCCUGCCAUUUGCAACAAUGUGGAUGGAACUGGAGGGUAUUAUGCUAAGUGAAAUAAGUCACUCAGAGAAAGACAGAUACAUGUUUUCACUCAUAUGUGGAAUGUGAGAAACUUAACAGAAAACCAUGAGAGAAGGGAAGGGAAAAGAAAUAGUUAAAAGCAGAGAGGGAGGCAAACCAUAAGAGACUCUUAACUGCAGAGAACAAACAGGGAUGUUGGGGGGGCAGGGGAGAGGGGAAAAUGAGUGAUGGGCAUUGAAGAGGGCACUUGUUGGGAUGAGCACUGGGGGUUAUAUGUAAGCAAUGAAUCACGGGAAUCUACUCUGAAGCUAAGAGCACAGUGUAUACACCGUAUGUUAGCUAACUUGAUAAUAAAUUAUAUUAAAAAAAUAAAGAAAUAAAAGUAAUAUAGACAUUUAUGGUAUAAAGUUUGAAAGGCAAAAGUUUAAAGAAAGAAACACAUAUCUCCUGCCAUCUUGCUGUUCAAACAUACCUCUUCUGAACAUCUGAAUAGCUGUCUUUUCAAAA
This is a messenger RNA of Panthera uncia (snow leopard), 13850 nucleotides long. RefSeq names its product poly(ADP-ribose) polymerase family member 11 (gene PARP11). Lineage: Eukaryota; Metazoa; Chordata; Mammalia; Carnivora; Felidae. Gene Ontology annotation, molecular function: NAD+ poly-ADP-ribosyltransferase activity. The record is from RefSeq and is a predicted model, not a curated record. The coding region runs from base 333 to 1328 and encodes 331 amino acids. The transcript is spliced from 9 exons.